ACAUUAAAAAGUCUGGGUGCUGUAUCCUAAAGCAUGUCGGACACCGAAGAGGCCACGUAUGAGUGAGUACUCAGUUUGUUUCAACAGAGAGAAGAACCAAGCCAACAAAAGCAUUGUCCACACUAAAGACAAUGCAGAGGAACAUGGGGGAGGUACAGAGGAUUCAAAGCCCAAGCUAAAGGUGGCUUUUGUGCCUGGCUUGGCCCCUCCUAAGAUCCCAGAGGGUGAAAAAGUAGACUUUGAUGACAUUCACAGGAAGCGUAUGGAAAAGGACCUGACUGAGCUGCACACGCUGAUUGAAGCUCACUUUGAGAAGCGGAAGAAGGAGGAGGAGGAGUUGAUUAUGCUCACUGACCGCAUUGAAAAACGCAGGUCUGAGAGAGCAGAGCAGAUGAAGAUCAGAUCUGGGAGAGAACGAGAGCGGCAGAGCAAAAUAGCUGAAGAGAAAGCAAGAAAAGAGGAAGAAGAAGCUAAAAAGAAGGCAGAUGAUGAUGCAAGGAAGAAGAUGAUUUUGUCCAACCUGAGUUUCACUGGAUACAAGCAAACACAGCCUGGAACUAAAAGACAAACAGAAAGAGAAAAGAAGAGGAAGAUCCUAAUUGAUCGCCGCAAGGAGCUGAACAUCGAUCAGCUAAAGGAGGACAAACUGAGAGAGAAAGCAAAAGAGCUGUGGGACUGGAUGCGGCAGCUUGAGGCAGAGAAAUAUGAACUUCAGUUUCAGUACACAAAGCAAAAAUAUGAGAUUACGGUGCUCAGGAAUCGCGUCAGCGAUCAUCAGAAAAUAGUCCCCCACAAGAGCUCUGGAUCUCUGUAGUUCCUCCAGGAUUGUCAUGGGCUUCUUGGUUGUUCCCUGGGUUGGCACUAUCCUCCCCCUUAAUUAGGUGACUUCUGAAGGCUUCUGAAGGUAACUGCCACUGCCUUUUAUUUGGGAUAUCUUAAUGAAGGGGCUGAAUAGGAAUAUGCACCACACUUUUCUGAUGUGCAAAGCCAAAUACAAUGUCAGAUUUUUAUUUGUACAUUCAUUUUUCUUGCACUUUUGUAAUUCACAAUUAUACAAAACUUUGUGUUGAUCUACCACAUACAAUCCAAAUUAAGUACCGGUACAUUGAAUUCUGUGGUUCUAAAUUGAUAAAAAGCGAAAAGGUUCACUUGGUAAACAUACAACAAUGUAAGUAACAGAUUCAGGCCUCAAUGUUUCUGUUCACACUCAGUCAAACAUAAUGACUGUGCAAAAAAAGAGUGAGCAAAAGUAUUUGACCAAUCAGCAGGUAGAUGUUUCCAAACCAUGCAUUUAAAUUUAGACUCAGGGGAUAAAAUGGGGCCUAAAAUGGAAGCCCAACAACUAAAAGGGCUUAUUAUUUUAGCUGUUAUGUCACAUUAUCUCUGCUCAUGUAGCUAAUAAUUAAACAGAGCCCAGUCACAGCUGCUGCCUCUUAAAUCGUGUAUUAUUUGUGCAGGGCUACUGAACGUUACAAUUCAAACAGGGUCAAAUGGGGUCUUUAUUUGUAUGAAUUUGGUAAUCUAUCUAUAAUUAACACAAAACUCCUGUUAAUCCCAAUAAGUUUCAGAGAAAUAUUACAUUUUGCAAAUAUAAAACUCACCACUUCUUACAGAACAGGUGAGAUUGUCAUAUCCUGGAUGACUAAGAAUCUAUGCCAGUGUUUCACACAAGAAGCAGCAAAGAACAUUGUAAAUGAACAUGUAGAGGUGGAUACAAAUCUCCAUUCAUUGUACCUGAUUGCAUAAAAGCUAGUUUUAACACUGCAGCACAACUAGCUGUUACAGGAAGUUAGAAAAAUAGUGAGAAAAGUAGCAGUUCAUAACUCCCACGAACCAUUUUGCUAAAGUCUAUGGGAUGUUUUAGCAUCAAGUUGCCAAACUUUGUCACAUGGGAGCGUUACAGGUAUAAUCAAGUCACAACUCAACUUACACUCACAUGGAAUAGCACACUGAACAGAGGUUCAAAUUAAUGAUAAAACUUAUAGAAAACUCCAAAAAGCUGUGACAAUUGUCCAUCAAGUUUUUCUUUCAAAAUAUUUGUUUUACAAAGUUGUCUGUAAUUAAAAUAUUUUGAAAAACUUUUGGUUUGACAAAUAUUAGAUAGAAAUUUGUAAAUUAGAUUUUUAAAAAGCAGCAAUGUAAUUAAUGAUUAGGAAAGUUAUCCUGAAUUAAAAAAAAUAUUGCUCUUGUAUGUCUGUCUUCAGAAUAUAAAUAUAUACAGCCAUUACACUAAAAACAACGUUUUGAACAUAAAGUAAUAAAAGAACAUUUGUCUAAAGAAAAAAAUUAAGUUAGGUUUCAAUCCUUUUUUACAGAAGACAGGAGAUUGAAAUUCAUUCUUUCCUUUUAUAUUCUUGUCUUUUUACAAGUUUCACUUUACUACUAUCUUAGAGCCCUCUUCUAUAUUAUCUGCAACAGAUAUCAACCUUGGGGAGGGUAGAUUUUCUGCCAAAGUUGAAUUCUCGUCAUGCAACUUUUUUUGUGCAGUGACUCCUUUUAUGUAAAACUGUUUGUUCAUGAGUUUUUUAUGUUGCUGUUGUUGCUUAAAUAUUGAUGAUGAACAGCCACCAUGUCAAAGGUUCAUUCAGCUAUGACUCCUUGUUUGCCACUCCUAUUAUCAAGGCCAUGCAAAGUGAUAGCAUUCUGUCAGUGUUGUGUGCACAGGAAAUAUUUCACAUCUGAAUGAAUUGCUUAUAAAUUUAGAACUGUAUUUGCUCACAUCCUUAGCUGAAAAAUAUUCUCCCACACCGUUUUAGGGAGUUCUCCAGCAGGUUUUGUUUUUUGUUGUUGUUGCUGCUGUUACUCAUAUUUUCCUUUAAAUGUUUGCUUAAAGUUUAAAUUUUUACAAAAAAAAAAAAAAAAAACGGAGCUUUGAAAGUUCACAUUGAACAACAUCAUAUCUACUUUUAAAAAGAUGUUGGUGGUAGUAUCAUGCUUUUUUUCCAAUGGAACAAGAGGUCGAGUGAAAUCAUAACCGUUCUACAUUCCAGGUUUGACCUGACAACUUUAGGUGUCUGACAGUAAGGAGUAGAUAAAUAGCGAAGUUUAUUUGUAUUGCACCAUUCAUAUACAGGGCAACGGAAAGUGCUUUACAGAAAGAACAGAGUAAAAGAUGUUAACAUAAAAACGACAAUCAUAUAAAAGAAAGAAUAUGUGGGAUGCUUGUAGACUCCUACCAAAGAACACUGAAGGUUGAAAUUGAUGGCAUGCACAUUUAGGCAACUGUAUUAUUACCGCUUUUUUAUUUAUUUAUUUUCCCUUUGACAAAGUUGUUUGUUUUUCACUUGAAUUGUACAGGAUAUACAGCCUGUCACAUUACAUGUGGAAAAGGUUUUGAAAUGAUUUAUCAUGGUCUUGCCAAAAACCUCACUGUUUUACCAGGGGAGUGUAGACUUUAUUAGCCUAAUGGUUGUGAUUUCAGGAUGAACUUACAGAUUCCCCCUUAGUUCCCCAAAAACACAUCAUGUUAUUUCCAAAUGUCCAGGGUUUCUAACUUUGAGCACAAAGGUGUGUGAAAUAAAAGAUGAGUGCACUUGCUCAAAAUGUUUGGCAAACAAUCUUUCUAUAUAACAAUAAAUUCUGGAACACAAUUUAAAUAUAAAAUACACUGUUUAUUUGCAUUAAUGACAUUGCAAAAAAUCUCAAACAUCAGAGUAAAAAGACAAGUCACCCUAGAGCCACGUUUCCUAGACUGAUACCAAUUACAUUUCAAUGUUCUUUACGUGGACAAAUGUUGUGGUUUGUGUGCCAUCUGCAUUGGCAAAUCUCUGCUGACUUCAACUAUUCUCAGCUCAAAGGGCAGUCGGAGCAAGCGAGGCCUGAGGAAGUAACAUCUGACAUCUGCUGCAAACACUGGCAACAUCAGCUGUUCUAACAAAAAGUCACAAUAAAUUUGUAACUGUUUGUAAACAUCUGAACAGGCUAGAUCAAAAUCAGAUUUCUGAAAAUUAAAAACAUUGUACUGUAUGCCAGGUUUUGUUUUGGAAAGGGUAAACAGAAAAUGGUUCAACUAGGUUUGGUCAUCAGUGGUUAUUGAACUCUGUAAGAAUAAUUCUUUUGGAUGGAAUGAAUAAAAAUAAUGUUAUUUCAAAAAA
Messenger RNA from Girardinichthys multiradiatus, 4094 nucleotides. It is a transcript of the gene tnnt2b, whose product is annotated as troponin T type 2b (cardiac). Gene Ontology annotation, biological process: sarcomere organization; regulation of muscle contraction; cardiac muscle contraction. Gene Ontology annotation, cellular component: troponin complex. The coding region runs from base 59 to 814 and encodes 251 amino acids. The record is from RefSeq and is a predicted model, not a curated record. NCBI's taxonomy places the organism in Eukaryota, Metazoa, Chordata, Actinopteri, Cyprinodontiformes, Goodeidae. Gene Ontology annotation, molecular function: tropomyosin binding; troponin C binding; troponin I binding. The transcript has 12 exons.